CUCAGCCCUACUCCUUCCCUCGGUCCCGAUUCUGUGUUAGGUCGCUGUAUUCUCUGCGGUUAGGACUUUUGCGCAAAUCAAAUCACUGAAGAGCUUUCGUCUCAUCAAUGGAGUCUCAUCGGGAAACAUUUAUUCACUGGCUCAGGAAACGACCAUCCUCGAACCCAGGGGUCACAUUUGGAGUGCCCUGGCGGCAAGGAGUCUGUCACCAGUCGAAUACUGCAUUCGUUUGCAAAACGGAGAGUGGGAGCGAGAUUCCACUGCAGACAUGGCCAACAGCAUUUUGGCCUGACGAGUCUAUGAAAUGGACAAGUCACGCAAUUCCUGCAUCGGCGACAGUAGAGGAGAGUUACCGUGUUAUUGCAGUUGACUCGUCGGACGCCAAGACACAAUUUCCGGAUGCGCUCAUGGUUGAGAAAGACUCCGAAUUCAUCUCAGUUAACACCGGGAGGAUGAAGAUAAUGUUUGCAAAGACAGGAAACGAGAUCAUCAAGAAAGUUGUUAAUGCUAAGGGCAACACGGUUGGUGCUGGCGGCAAGUUGAUUCUACUUUCCCAGGAUCGUGUCUGUGAUGCCGAUAAACCGGACUCUCUGGUAAAGCACCAUAACUUCUACGGAAGGAUCAGCUCUGUGGAAGCUGAGCAGACUGGGCCCAUUCGCGCUGUCAUUACCGUUCGCGGAGUCCAUGUCGAAGAAUCUCAAGAAGGCGAGUCGACUGUCAAGGCCCACAAACCAUGGGUACCCUUCACACUCAGGUUCUAUCUAUAUGCCGGGUCUUGUCAUAUCCGAAUACUUCACACCAUAACAUAUGACGGCAGUGCAAACGACUUUAUUCGAGGGAUCGGGAUCCGUCUCAAUUUACCUUUACAGGAAGAGCCGGCCUUCGAUCGCCAUGUACGAUUCUCUGGAGCAUCAGGAGGCGUUCUGGCCGAGGCUUCUCAGGGGCUGACUGGGCUUUGGAAGGACCCUGGGCGAGAGGUCAGGUCUGCUCAGGUGCAGGGCAAGCCUCUGCCAUCUCCUGAGAGUUGGGACCCGGAGCUACCCCAAGCUUCUCUGCGCUGGAUGCCUAUCUGGAAUGACUUCAGCCUGCAUCAACUCUCGCCAGAUGGGUUUACGCUCGAGAAACGACUGAAGGAAGGCCAUCCGUGGAUAAAGACCGCCAGUGGUACCAAGGCGGGAGGAGUUGUUUAUGUCGGUGGCGCUAAUCGAGGAGGGUUGGCCAUCGGGUCGAGACACUUCUGGGAACGAUACCCAACCGGAAUCGACAUUCGAGGCCUCGGUGCCUCUCAAGGAGACACCACCGAAGUGACCCUUUGGCUGUACGACCCCAAAGCCGGGCCCAUGGACCUUCGCCCUUAUCAUGACGGCUUGGGUCAACAAGGUUUUGACGAUCAACUGGACGCCCUGAAGAUCACUUACGAGGAUUGGGAACCGGAGCUCGGGUCGCCUUACGGGAUAGCCCGCACGAAUGAGCUGAUGAUCUCGGUGACGGACUCAACGCCAGAUGGCCGUGAGUUCUUGUCACUGGCUUACCUGAUUCGAGAUCCUCCAAAGUUAUUAUCCAGCCCGGAAGCCAUUCACCUUAGCCAAGCCCUCGGCACAUACUGGUCUCCAUUGUCGAAUGAAUCCGCCAACGGCCUUUCAGCCACCGAUGAACGCCUCGAGUUCCUAUUUCAAUUCUACGAGAAGCAAGUGCAACAAAGGCGUUGGUACGGGUUCUGGGACCAUGGCGAUAUCAUGCACACGUAUGAUGAAGACCGACACACCUGGCGAUACGAUAUUGGCGGAUACGCCUGGGACAACUCCGAGCUAUCACCAGAUCUAUGGCUCUGGCUGUACUUUCUGCGGACCGGUCGAGCUGAUGUGUUCUGCAUGGCGGAAGCAUUGACUCGUCAUACUGGGGAGGUGGAUGUUUACCAUCUUGGGCGUUAUAAGGGUCUCGGCACACGACAUGGCGUGCAGCACUGGAGCGAUAGCUGCAAACAAGCCCGUAUAUCGAACGCCUUGUAUCGCCGCUUUUUCUACUACCUGUCUGGCGGUGAUGAACGUGUUGGGGAACUUAUCGAAGAGACGCUCGAUACGGAUCAAAAGUUUCUGGUCCUCGAUCCGUACCGGAAGGUCCGAAAGGACAGAGAAACCUACAGUCCAGAUGCACAUGCUGUCGAAAUCAGCCUGGGAACUGACUGGGCAUCGCUGGCAGCCUCUUGGCUUGUCGAGUUUGAACGACGAGGGCCACGAUGGACUGAGGCCAAGAGUAAGCUUUUCAGGUCGAUUGAAGGGAUUGGUGCUCUUGCCAACGGCUUUGUUACCGGGAAUGCGACUUACAAUCCGUCAACCGGAGCCAUCUCACCACCCGCCGCAGAUCCUGAAAACCAAGGGGUAGUGAAGGUUUCCCACCUAUCAGCCAUGUUCGGGCUGUUUGAGGUGGCGGCCGAUAUUCUGCAGCAUUUUCCGGAGAAAGCAAACGCAACUGGAUUCAGACAUGCAUGGCUAGAGUAUUACAUCUUCUUCAGCGCUAGUUUGGAGGAACAGGAGACUCGAUACGGUAAAUCUGGCUGGGGCAGACUGCAGCUUAGACAAGGGCACUCUCGCCUGACUGCCUAUGCAGCGAAGGAGCUCGACAGACCUGAUUUGGCGGAACGCGCGUUGGCAGAAUUUGAGAAUGGGGAUGGUUUUCGGGACUAUGGCCCGAACGCUGUCUGGAAAAGCACCCCGGUGAGUAAGAACCAUGUUCUUGAGCCUGCAGAUGAGGCUGUGGGGGUUUCUAGCAAUGUCACCGCGCUGUAUGGUCUGGCAGCUAUUCAGAAUCUGGCAUUGGUGUUAGAUGAGACAAAACCAAGAACUUAGAAUGAUGUUGAAGUUAGCGUGACUUUGCCAAAAUGCACA
This is a messenger RNA of Colletotrichum acutatum, 2885 nucleotides long. RefSeq lists its product as uncharacterized. The transcript has a single exon. The record is from RefSeq and is a predicted model, not a curated record. NCBI's taxonomy places the organism in Eukaryota, Fungi, Ascomycota, Sordariomycetes, Glomerellales, Glomerellaceae. The coding region runs from base 108 to 2846 and encodes 912 amino acids.